UCCCUGGCAGCUGAACUAAAUCUCUGCAGCUCGUCUGUAAAGCAGAGAGAGGGAGAGAGGGAGAGAGAGAGAGAGCUUUAUAAAAACAGCCAGAGAGAUGAAAAAGGAGGCGGGAGAGCACCGCGCUCCUGGUCCGCCCCCAACUUGCAGCACGAGCCAUUUAGCUGUGCGAGCUCGGCCAGCUGUAGGGCGCGCGGGCGCGUGUACGUGCCCCCCCUCACUACCCCUGCCCCCACGCGGAGAAAUCAUUACCAAAUACAGAGCCCGAGCGCACGCGGAGCGAUGGCUGCAGCAGCAGCAGCAGCACUGGAUUCUGUUUACGACGCAGAGCACGAGAGCGGCACAACCUCGGGAGAAACGGACACAGCGCGCGCACGGUAUUUAAACGCACGAUCAUUUACGCGCAGUGUCUGCGAGUGAGCCCGCGAGGCUAUCCGCUACAUCAGUCCUUGUGACGUCUCCUCCUUCCCGCAGCGAGGUACGCUGCUGUCUUCCACUCGGUAGUCGUUGUUUUGGAGCGCAGCUGCAACGGAGACCGCGCUGAUACUGGAAUCUAGAGCGGCCCAGUCACCCCCCGGUCCCGUCCCCAUCAAGUGGCGCUGCACUCAGCGGGGGAACCCGAGAGCAUCCCUCCAUCCCACCCAGCGUAUCCCUCCCUUUCCUCCCUCUCUCUUUCUUGCUCUUUCACCUCAUCAUAUGCCACAGCUCUAGGGGGGGUCACAUCUAGUCAGGGACCAGGGGGGCGAAGGGAGGCUGAUCGUGGCCGCGGUAGACGCACCCUCCGCGUGGUGAGGCUGGGCUGAAGCGCCGCUGUGUCGGAGGAUGCUGCGGGAGUAGAGCGGCUCAGAGCGGAAGAUGGGGAAGGACCAGGAACUGCUGCAGGCGGUGAAGACCGAGGACCUGCUCACCGUGCAGAAGCUGCUGCAAAGGCCCCGGCCUGGGAAAGCAAAGCUCCUCGGGUCUGCCAAGAAAGUGAAUGUCAACUUCCAGGAUACAGAUGGGUUUUCUCCACUGCAUCACGCUUCCCUCAAUGGGAACCUGGAGCUCAUCUCUCUGCUGCUGGAGUCGCAGGCUGCUGUCGACAUCAGAGACCAGAAAGGCAUGCGGCCACUGCACUACGCAGCCUGGCAGGGGAAGGCGGAGCCCAUGAAGAUGCUGCUGAAAUCUGGUUCGUCUGUCAAUGGCCAAUCAGAUGAAGGACAGAUUCCUCUCCACCUGUCAGCACAACACGGCCACUACGACGUGUCUGAGAUGCUGCUGCAGCACCAGUCCAACCCAUGUAUCGUGGAUAACGCAGGGAAAACACCUCUGGACCUGGCCUGUGAGUUUGGCAGAGUUGGGGUGGUCCAGUUGUUGCUGUCUAGUAACAUGUGUGCUGCUUUGCUGGAGCCCAAAAAAGGAGAUACCACCGACCCGAACGGGACAUCUCCUCUCCACCUGGCUGCCAAGAACGGACACAUAGACAUCAUCAGACUGUUGAUCCAGGCAGGCAUAGACAUCAACAGGCAGACCAAAGCGGGCACUGCCCUGCAUGAAGCUGCCCUCUGCGGCAAGACCGAGGCAGUGAGACUCCUGCUGGACAGUGGUAUCAACGCCACAGUGAGAAACACCUACAGCCAGACAGCGCUUGACAUCGUCUACCAGUUUACUGCAACACAAGCCAGCAGAGAGAUCAAACAGCUGCUUAGGGAUGCGUCAGCAGCCCUUCAGGUUCGGGCUCUGAAGGAUUACUGCAACAACUACGACCUGACCAGCCUCAACAUCAAAGCAGGAGAUGUCAUUACGGUUUUGGAGCAGCACCCUGACGGACGCUGGAAAGGCUGUAUCCAUGACAACCGAACAGGAAAUGACCGGGUGGGAUACUUCCCUUCCACCAUGGUGGAGGUCAUCAGCAAGCGCACAGGUUUGGCCAGCACAGUCAUUUGCACUCAACAGUUUCAAAAGAUACCGCUGGUUGCCCCGGCGACGGUUGCCCCUGCCAACGCGGUAGUCAACGGCAACGACACCACGUUCCAUCAGAUCCAUAUCCUGCCUCCACCGCCUCCUCCUCCACCACAUUCCCAUCAGCCACUGCUUCCACUUUUCACUUCCUUUGGCUAUAACAGGUCGCCCGUGACAACCCCACAGGGAGACACACCCACUGCCCCAGGUUGUCGCGGCUCAGAGGCAAGUCCUCACAGCUCUCCCACCCCGUCCAGUGGGCCCCAUGGAGGCUCCAAUGAAGAUAUCUGGGUACUGCGCAAGCCUGUGGCAGGUGGAGACCGCAGCAGUGUGGGUAGCUCUGGCAGUGUGACCAGUGUGAGGUCAUCAGGCAGCGGUCAGAGCGCCGGCAGUGCCGCACACAUCCUCCAUGCACAGGCUGAGGGGGUUAAGCUUCUAGCAACAGUCUUGUCCCAGUCUGCCAAAGCCAAGGAGCAUCUACUGGAGCAGUCCAAGUCUGUGGACCAGCCUGCAGCAGGCUCUGCCACCUCCUCUCGGACAUCAAGCCAAUCAGGCUGUCCACUCCAUGAAGCACCGCCUUACGACGCCACAGCAACCAGGAAGGGGGAGGUGCCAGGCGAGGGGAAGAGCUCAGAGGCCGUUGUCCAAUGGCUGAGCGACUUUCAGCUGCAGGUCUACGCUCCAAACUUCCUGGGCGCUGGGUAUGACUUGCCCACCAUUAGCCGAAUGACCCCGGAGGAUCUGACAGCUAUUGGAAUAACUAAACCAGGUCACAGAAAGAAGAUGACAUCCGAGAUUAAUAAGCUAAGUGUAACAGAGUGGCUGCCUGAUCAGAAACCUGCCAAUCUAGGAGAAUGGCUGUCUGCUAUUGGUCUAAGCCAAUACUAUCAAGUGUUAGUGCAGAAUGGUUAUGAGAACAUCGACUUCAUCACGGACAUCACUUGGGAGGACCUGCAGGAAAUAGGCAUCACCAAACUGGGUCAUCAGAAGAAGUUGAUGCUGGCAGUGAAGCGGCUGGCUGAAAUGCAGCGCAGUUCAGAAGGGCGGGGCUCCCUCAGAAAGAAGCCCCCGCCAAUCACGCUACAGCAGGAAGUCAUGUCGAUGGACAGCCCGCCCGCAGACGAGGUCAUGUCUCCAAAGAUGAGCACCUUCCAGGACAGCGAGUUGAGCAGCGAGCUACAGAAUGCUAUGACCCAGCCAGCUCAGGAGGUCAAAGCUCAGCGAACCCGCAGCCUCAGUAAAGACCAUGAUGAGGUGAUGACAGGAGGAGGAGGUGGUGGUGGGCCACCUAAGAAGGAAGCGCGGACUAUGAGGCAGCAGAGCAGCCAGGGAAGCACCUCCUCCCACAGGGGCAGUGUAUCUUCUCAAGGCAAACACCAACACCGUCACUCCCACUCCCACUCCCAGCCUGCACCUCCCUACACACCCCCUCACACCCCUACCAAGACCAGGACCUCAUCUUCCUCUUCCACCUCCUCCAUCCAGAGCACAGCUUCCCCGCAAGCCAAACCCAAGCCAUCCCCUCAGUUUAUCCAGGGGGACAGACCUCAUUCACCGCGCUCACAACCCCCUCAGUCCCCAACCCACCGCGGAGUUACGAGUACACAGCCUCCGCCCCAACAGCAGCAGCAGCAGCAGCAGCAGCAGCAGCAGCAGCAGCAGCAGCCUCAAGUCCAGCCGCAGCACCAGGCACACCCUCAGCACCACCCACAGAUGCAGGUCAUGGAGGUCAGGGAGAGCGCACAACCACAAGUACCUCUCCUCUGUCUCCCACCGGAGGCAGAGCUGGCAGAGGGAGAUGGAGCAGAACCAUCAGCGCUCCAGAAGAAACGCGCCCACAGCCUCAACCGAUAUGCUGCCUCAGAUGGCGAGUGUGAUGAGAGAGCAAGAGGAGGAGGCAGAGAAGGAGAAGAGGAGGUAGCGGAAGGUCAGAGCUCGGCCGUUGUCAGAGGGGAAGGAGGUAAAUACGCCACAGUCACCCACCGUGUCAGCCGCAGCCACUCCGUCCGCAACCAGGAAAAGAACGUCAACCGCAACCAGACACAGUCCUUUGCUCUGCGCCAGAAGAAAAAAGGCCCGCCGCCACCACCGCCCAAACGCUCCAGCUCUGCCAUCUCCAGCUCCAACUCCAAUCUGACAGAUGCAAACACACAGCCGCUGGCACCCACCACCACGGGUGGGAUGCUGGACGUGCCUUACCACCAACAGCGGCGGGCCAGUGACUUGGGGGUGUCCGUGGAGACAGGUGUUGUGGAGACAAACAGCGUGGGGAGUGUGAGGAGCAUUGCCGCCAUGUUGGAGAUGUCUUCUAUAGGAGGUGGAGCCAAAGGGAUGGCGCUGCAGAAGAAUUUCCUGCAGGUGGGGAAAACACGUGAUGCCAUUGGUCUGGAUGGUGAAGUGGUGAACCGACGACGGACCAUCAGUGGGCCGGUCACCGAACUGGUGGCGGCAGCCAGGCGCGACCAGCCAACUCCCUCCGCUUUCCCCUCCCCCUCCACCCAGCCUGAAACUGCCCCUCCACCUGUAACUUCCUCCUCACCCCACCCUCCCUCCUCACCCCACCCCAGCUCGGGAGGCAGUGGCAGUUCAUCGGAGAACCUGCCAUUUGCAGAGGAGGGAAGCCUGACCAUCCGCCGGCAGGGUCGAGGAGAAGGACAGUGUGUAUUUUGUGUCUGUCUGCAGGGUGAUGGCGAGGGUCCCCAGGGAGACGGUGGCUACACGCAAGAGGACAUCUCCAUGGUGGAAGCCACUGCGACCUUAAAGCGACGGCCCCGCAGCUCAAAGCCUCACCCCAACGGCUCCGACUUCACCCUCCAGGAGUCGUCCACCGUCAAAAGACGGCCCAAGAGCCGCGACAAGGAGCCCGAGGGCUUUGCAGAUCUUACGGGGGCUAACGGAGAGCCUGUGGGCAGCGGGGCACCGAACACCACACAACCAGUCCCCUAUCAGAACGGCACAGCCACGGUGAAACGCCGCCCGGUGUCUGAUGCUGGAGUGACUGAGCAGCCGCAACCCCAACAUCAACCUCAACAUCAGCCCCAAGUGACUGCUGCUCCUCGCAGGAACAGUGUAGACCAAGGAGGUCCAAUGGUCAGUGAAGGAGGUCCAGUGAGGAAACCAAAGCCUCCAGUCUCCCCCAAGCCUAUUGUGGCACAGAUAAAGAGACAGGGAGGCCCACAGACCCCCCCACAGGCUGUCUCCAACAAAAGAGUCCCUCUGCCAGGCCCUGGGACACCGGGCAGCCCAGUGGAAGGAAAGAAGAUCCCUCCACCGGUCUCGCCAAAACCGGUUCCCCCACCCACGGCGCCCAAACCGGCCAAGCUCAUCCACUCCAUGACCAGCCCACCCUCCCCUACUCUGGGCCCUCCUCUGGUCAAGCAGCAUACCGCAGUGACCCGACAGACCAGCUCACCUCCCUCCUUCCCCCAGUCCAACACCCCCAGCCCACCAAAUGCCAAGCCGCCGAGCCCGUCUUCCCAAAGCCCGCACACCCCGCAGACCCCCACUACGCCACAGACACCCCAGACACCCCAGACUCCUCAGACUCCUGCAACUCCCAGCCCAACCCCGCCACCUGUCAAGCCUCCUCGCUCCUCCAUCGGGGGCGUGUCAGUGGACAGUGGGAUGACAGGGGGCGGGGUCAUGGCGCCGACUCCUAUGUCGACAGACUUUACCGUGGAUUCUUUAGUGCAUCAGAAGUUGGAGGAGACAAGUGCGUCGCUGGCUGCAGCGCUGCAGGCAGUGGAGGAUAAGAUACUGCGGCAUGAAGACUCUGUGGCUGAGCAGAAGACAACAGUCAGCAUCCUCGACGACAUCGGCAGCAUGUUCGAUGACCUGGCCGACCAGCUGGACGCCAUGUUGGAGUAACCAUAGAAACCAGUCAGCAUGUCUCCAUGGCAACGCUGCACCAGGAGUGACUCAGAUGGCACAAUGGGCAAUAUGCCUCUCUAACUAUCUCUCCUUCUCUUCAUCCUUCUCUCUCUGCCGUGCCCAUCCACUUCUCACUCUUCCCAUCUCCGGUGCCGUCCGUCCAUCUGUCCAUCCAUCGCUGCUCUGGAAAACCUCUCUUCUUCUUCUUCUUCUUCUUCUUCUUCUCUUCCUCUCAUCUCCUGCCGCUGAUGAUAAACAUGAUGGUGGAGCAGUGCCACAGGCCUGGACGGACACGUGGCAGAGAGGGCGCAAGAAUGAAGAAUGGACAUAAAGAGAGAGACGCUUCAAGAGAGAGGGGGGAAAAAAAGGACCAAAAACGACUGAUGGGGAGAGAAAGUUAAAACAAAACAAAACAAAAAAAAAUCACAAGAUGGAGAGAUGAAGAAAUGCAACAAAAUGGAGGAGACUGCAAUCAAAGUGUGGGUCUUUUAGAACUCCACGUGGACUCUUGAAGCUAUCAUGGCAAACAAAUAACAAACUAAACUAAUACUGAUUGAAAAACCAACUGUGUAAUGAAUCAUAGUAUGGUAUGUGUACAUUCUAAGCAUGGAGAGUUUAUAUCUACUGAAAAAGUCCUGCAUUAGCACAGUAAUAUAUAAUAUACCGAUAAAUAUGAAUCUCUAGCUCUUUGGUUUGAUGUCUUGGUUCUGUGUGGAAUGGUGACCUCUGGUGUUGUGACGAUGUAAAUGACUUGGUGGAAAAUUUUAUCUGUGACCAAAACGAGACUAUUCAGCUCCUGAGGUGUGUGUGUGUGUGUGUGUGUGUGUGUGUGUGUGUGUGUGUGUGUGUGUGAGAGACAGAGAGAGAGAGAGAGAGAGAGGGUGUGACAGGUGUGUGUAUGUGAGCAUCAGGUUAGUGAAUUGUUGGAAUUUCAGGAAUCAAAUUCAGUUUCCUGGCUGCAUCCUCAUCGUCAUCCUCAACACACACACACACACAUGCAUGCACGCGCUCACACUCACACGCACACACACGCACACACACACAGGAGAAGCACAAUGACCCAUGCAGCCAGCUUGCACACACACACGGGAGCCUGCACAAUAUACAUUUAAAUGAGUGAAGGGGAGGGAGGGAGGAAACUGCAGUAAGGCUACAGCAGGUUUUGGAAAGCAGAUGUUAGGUCUCGGGGGUAAAGUUGGCACUACAGAAAAUUUGGAGAAGGGAUUUCAGGAUGCGGUUAAAGGGAUUUGGGUUGAAUGCCUACAAGGUUUAAGCAAGGGAGAGGCAAUAGAGUUGGCCAGUUUUUCAGGAGGAAGAGUCUUGGGGGUUAAAGGUCAGAUUGGGCUUGGCUGCUCCAAACUCCCUCACAUAGUGCACCACAGUCAGAGCCAUGUGUUUCCAAUCAUUCCUGAUACCUGCUGUUGCUUAAAACAGUAGCAACAAACAAAACUGACAAACUUUUUAAUAGUCAACAGGAGAAAAUUCAACAACUUCAGUUUGCUAUUAUAGAAACCAAUUUGGUCCAAGUACUUUCAAGAACACUUUCAAGUAGGGAUGCAUUGCAACUUUUUCCUCCUCCGAUCCAGAUCCCCACAGUGCCUCUAAAAAGCGUUCACUCCCCUUAGACGUUUUCAUGUUGUAUUAUUUUGCAACAUUAAAUAAAAGCAGAUUUUAAUUGGUAUUUUAACACUGAUCAACAGAAACAGAGCCUUUAAUGUCAAAGUGAGAAAAGAUCUAAAUGAUAGAAAUAUAUGAAAUACAAAUCCCUUUUUUGUGUUUGCACAUUUUAAUAGCCUAAAUCAUGACUCAGAUGGUUUUAGUAGUCACAUAAUUGGAGAUAAGAGUUAAAUGGAGAUCACCAGUGUGUAGUGAAUGGGUUUCAGUUGAUUGUAGUAUUAAUACGUCUGUGUCAUGACGUGAAGACAAAGGAACACUGAAAGGUGACUGAAAGGCACAAGUCUGAGGAUGGAUACAAGAAUAUUUCCAUCAUGAGGAGAUGGAAAGAGUAUAAUACAGUUGUAAAUCUGUGUAGAGCUGGCUAAGUGUGAUUUCCAUUUCUCAAGGAUUGAUUUAACUGAACUUUAAAUUUGUCUUGCAUCCAUCCCAACUUGUGCUUUUCAAUGAUGAUUUCAUGGAGUUAAUUGGAAUGUUCUUUUGUCUUCAUGGUGGAGGUUUUACCACAAUAUAAUGAAAUUGAAACACACCAGAAGUUGGACCUGUACAGCUGUAUUUAAGAUUAAUUGUCAUUUCUCAGCACUCACAUACAUUGAAAUGAAAAGUAUCCUCCACUGAGCUACCGUGCCGCCCCAUUUAUACCACAACCAACUGAAACCCGGUGAUCUCCAUUUAACUAAUUAUGUGACUCCUAAAACCAACUGGCUGCACCAGUCCAAUUCAGGUGUGUCAUAUUAAAGUGUGGGAAUACUUAUGCAAACAAGUUACUUAUAUUUUUUAUAUUCACAUCACUUAGAAAUCUGUUUUCAGUUUGACAUUAAAGGGACUUUUUCUGUUGAUCAGUGUCCACAUUAAACUUUGAUUCAAAAUUCAAAGAAGUUCAAAGUUCAAAUUAUGAAAGUGUCCAAGGAAGGUUGAAUACUGUUUAUAUGCGCUGUACACUACACUGCAUGGAAUCAUUUUUAUGUAAGGUAACAUGAGUUGGGAGCCUGCCUUGAAUGAAUGAAUGUAAUUGAUCAUGGAAAUUUGAUAACAUUGGUGAAAUAACUGUAUUUAAUGUGGAUUGGUCACAUGUGUCUGAUACCUGAGGUCAGUGAUGAUAGUGAUACUGCAUCCCUACUUGUAAGACCCUGUUAUAGUGUAUCAAUUUACACGUCCCUGAUUUCUUUUUCUCCAGUUUUAAAAAAAAAAUGUACGAGAGGAUUGAAACCCUUCCUGACACCUCAGUGGACAUCCCUAUCUCUCAUGUCCCACACUCUCCCAACCACCCACCCCGUGUUGCCAUGACAAUCUACAUCAUCAUCCCCACCAUCCCCACUGGCAUCUCCAUGGUUACUACACAGUGUGUUGCCAUGACAGUGUGUUCAUGGGAUAAAAAAAAAAAAAAAAAAGUGUUAAGAUGGAGCGAAAGGCGGCAGAGAUCUGUGGAGCUGAAUGGUUUGUUUCAGUGUUAAAGAGGUACUCCGGUUUUAGUAUUGUUGUUCCAGAAAGCUGGGAAAGUCACUUGAGCCUACACUUCCCAUAAUGCAACUCAGUGGUGUCUUUUGUUAGACUCUCCCUGCCUGGUAAACACACAUCUUUCAAACUCCAUGAGCCCAGUUUGUAACACAGGCUUUCUAAUAUGAAUUCAGUCUGCAAGCUCAAGCUAAAAUAACCCUGAUGACAUCACUAUGACAUCACCAGGGUUAUUUUUUUCAGACUUGACAGAGCCACAGAAGACACAACUGUUUUUGAAAGGCUGAGUGGUACUAACCCAGACUAGUAAACUGAUCCAUAUGUGUAAAAUAUGCGGAGUGCCCCUUUAAAUUCCUAAAACCAACCAGAAACUGCAUCCAGCCAAAGCAAAUCUAGGUUUCUCAGUCCCAUAGCAGCCACACUCCUUAUAUAAACAAUUAAGAAUUCAGAGAAUAGUUGUGGUAUUUAAAUUAUGAAUCACAUAGAGAUUAUAUAUAUGGAUAUUUGCAAAAAUAAAAAAUGAAAAAGUGUAUUUAUGAUGUGUGUGUCAUCCUGAAGACUAUUUUUCAAAGUUAACAGAUCUAAUCUGAGUGUUGAAUCAGUUUGCUUCUCCAUGCUUAAGUGGUCCGAGCUGAUGAAUCAUUGUAGGAUACCAUGUCGGGACAUUUCCAGGAAGCAUUUUGUUUAUUUGUGUCCAGGUGUGGCAGUGUGUAUAAUACAAGCAAUUCUUGUUGUUCAGUUUUUAUUAUUUUUGUAUUAUUUUAAAUGCAAUGUUGUUUUUCCUUUAAAACAUGUGCCUUGCUUUGUGAUUUUUUGGUCUGACUACAAUACAGUAGAUGGGUAUGAACAAUA
Thunnus maccoyii (southern bluefin tuna) is the source of this 9792-nucleotide messenger RNA. RefSeq names its product CASK interacting protein 1 (gene caskin1). Bases 856 to 5808 code for a protein of 1650 amino acids. The record is from RefSeq and is a predicted model, not a curated record. The transcript has 24 exons. NCBI's taxonomy places the organism in Eukaryota, Metazoa, Chordata, Actinopteri, Scombriformes, Scombridae. Gene Ontology annotation, molecular function: protein binding.